This is a messenger RNA of Carcharodon carcharias (great white shark), 2387 nucleotides long. RefSeq names its product membrane-associated progesterone receptor component 2-like. Gene Ontology annotation, cellular component: membrane; endomembrane system. The transcript has 6 exons. The record is from RefSeq and is a predicted model, not a curated record. The coding region runs from base 582 to 1133 and encodes 183 amino acids. NCBI's taxonomy places the organism in Eukaryota, Metazoa, Chordata, Chondrichthyes, Lamniformes, Lamnidae.
CCAAGAUGAAGAAACGCGAUUUCAGCCUGGAACAGCUGCGUGAGUACGACGGGCUUCAGAACCCGCGGCUCCUGCUCGCCGUCAACGGCAAAGUCUUCGAUGUGACCAAAGGGAAGAAAUUCUACGGACCCGGUUUGUAAUUAACUGUUGCAGUUAUUAUGCGGCAAAACAACGUGAGGAUGAGAAGAAAAGGAAAAUCCAGCUCUUUGAAAUGUAGGCAGCAGGAUUACUCCUAAGAGUGUACUUGAUUGUAGAUAUAUACAUCUCCCAUUUGUGGGUGCACUGGUGAAAACCAGCCCAGGCUCCAGAACUGACUGCAUGGCAGACCCUGAAGAUAAAGGCCUGUGAUUCUGAAUGGAACUCUCAUCCAUGAGGAAUAGUUGAGAUGACUGGCAUAGAUGCAUUUAAGGCAAAACUGAAUAGAUACACGAGGGCAAAAGCAUAUGCUUCUAUUCCUAAAUGGAAGGGUGAGAGGAGGAUCUGGACUGAAUGGCCUGUUCCUAUGCCGUUAACACCAAUGUGAAUGUAAAAUAAUCAUUUUAGUUACGUAAGCGUGGCAACUGAUCCCAUCGCAUUGAAGUAUGGCCAAGUGUGCUCGGACUGUGUUGCUUCAAGUUGGAGAAUCAAAGCAGAGCAACAGGUGGACAGCUGUCCUACAACAGGAUACAGGAAGAAUGUAUGUAUAUAAGCAUUCAGCUUUGAACUUUUUGGAAAACAUUUUGGAAAAAAUAUUCAAAGAUUAUGCCUACAUGGCACUUGGACCAGAUACGAAUCACUCUAUAAUCUUCAAGGAGGACGAUGUGCAACUUGGAAGAGAUCUUCGAAAUGAAUGUGUUCCUGCAACAUUGCUAAUCUUGUCUGCCCUGACAGUUGUUACAGAUGGUCCCUAUGGCAUAUUUGCUGGCCGAGAUGCCUCUAGAGGAUUGGCUACUUUCUGUCUUGAUAAAGAAGCUCUGAGGGAUGAAUUUGAUGAUCUGUCCGAUUUAAAUGCUGUACAGAUGGAAAGUGUUAGAGAAUGGGAGAUGCAAUUUAUGGAAAAAUAUGACUACAUAGGCCGGCUGCUGAAACCAUGGGAUGAACCGUCAGAAUAUACAGAUGAGGAAGAUGUUAAGGAGCACUCAAAGCAGGACUAAAACUGUUCAGCAACCAAAGCAAGGGCCUUCCGUGCUGCAACUUACUUUACUCAGAUUUCUGCAGCUUUCUUUUUCUUCACAAGCUACAAAUAAUUGAAUGCAAAAUAUAUUUUGUAAAAAGUGAUGAAUACCCUUGUGUGGAGAUUUUAAUUAAAAUGUCCAGUAUAUGCUGCCAACAUUGUUUUGCAGUUGUUGUAUAAGUCAGGUAUGGUUACGUCCAUGUUAGCAAAAAAAAAAGAACACCCAGGAGUUGACUUUUCUUGGACCUUUUGUUUGCUGGUGGAAGUGAGAUGGGCUUAAACCAUCUGACAUCACCAAUGUUUCAAGAUUCUUUAAACUGGGUGUAAUAGGACAAGACCCUGUAUCUUGGGAUCCUUGUUUCGUGCAAUUUUUUAUGUACAGCAACAUUACAAACAAUCACCAGUGAUCUUGCUUUUACAGUAAAACAGUAAGUAGUUUGCACUACUGACAGCUGGGGUUCAGAGAUGAAUUUUGAAUUCUCUGCGCAGUGUGGUUUUAUAGGCUUUUUUCCAUAAAACUGCACUAAAUCAGUAUAUAGUAAUCAAAGGAAAGAGGGGUACUGCUAACUGAUUAUGCUGAUUCAGUUUCAAAAUGUUAUGUGGUUUAUUUCCACUGAAUGUUACGCAAUUAUAUUUCUCUGCAAUGAUGUAACACUGAAGUCUGGCUCCCCUCCAUUUAUCGAAAUGUAGGUAAUAUUCAUUGUGCCUUAUUUUGAUUACUUUUCUACUUCAACUUGAAAUAUUGUGAAUCAAUUUCCCCAAACCUGAGUCAAUGCUGUAAUAGUGUUCAAAGAAGAAAAGCAGUCAUUGCCUGUACCUCUGUUUAUCAUUGCCUGUAGUGUGAUAUUGCCAUUGGUAGAGUGGGAGGAAAAGUCCACUCGUGCUAAUGUAAGUGUAGCUAGCAUAUCUACUGAUACUGCCAUAUUUAUGUAGUGAUUGUAUAGUUUUGUGUUGUCAUAGUCUGAAACCCACGUUGCAUUUAUUUUCCUCCUUGUUUGGAGUAGCUCUUCUAUUCUGUGGGAGAGGAGAGUACCUUUAUUUAGCUUGUGUGGGAUAGGAAAAGAAAUUGGGAUGGUAAGGCAAUGUGAAUUUUGUAAAUAUGUGUGCAACUGUUUUAAUGAAAACAUACAACUAGGCAGAACCGACUUCAUGUAGAGUAUUAAAUCUUGAAUCAGAGCUAUAGGUUAUGAUGGAUCAGAUGGAUAUUGCACAAUAAACUUGGUUAUUAAUCUGG